UCUCUUGGUCGCACAGUGACAGCAUAACAGAACUCCCGAGCCCAAACUCCAAAUUCCUCUGCCCUCCUCUAGACGACGUCGCAUCAAGUCUCCUCCUUUCUUUUCUUGGAGAACUAGGCUGGUUGAUUUAGCAAAUGGAUAGUGAUUUUCAAAGCAAAUCAUUAGAAAAAAGUGACAAGGACGCAAUAUUUGGAGAAAGUGAUGAACUAAGAGUAGGGAUGGAGGUUAGUGAUGAAUCUGAAGCUUACCAGUUCUGCAACACCUAUGCCUUUAACAAAGGUUUUAGUAUUCGCAAGGGGCAUCUUCGAAGAGAUUCGCAAAAUAAUGUCCGGCAACGAGAAUUUUUGUGCUCAAAGGAAGGAUUUCAAGUAGAUGAAGACUUAUGUGAAGCGAAGAAAGUGAGAAGGCUAGAUACAAGAACAGGUUGCAAGGCUGUAAUUCGAUUCACUGUGGAAAAUGGUAUGUGGAAGCUCUCCUACAUCAAUCCAGUUCAUAAUCACGAGUUUGCUAAGCCUGAGGAGCGACAAUUUCUAAGAUCAGGUCGAAAUAUACCAAGUGUUCGUGCAACUAUCCUUGGCUCUAAGAGUGAUGGGACUAUAAGACCAGCAAAAUCAUUUUCAUACUUGGGAAAAGAGUUUGGCAGUGAUGAGAAUGAUGGAUCUACUAAUAAAGAUUUGCGUAAUUGUUUGCAAAGGAGUAAGGAUGAAAUGAUAGGAUGGAAUGGACAAAGCUUGAUAAAUUAUUUUAAGCAUAAACAGAUGGAGGAUCCAAAUUUUUUCUACAGUGUUCAAGUGGAUCAAUUUAGUCGAAUCACAAAUUAUUUCUGGAGAGAUGGUAGAUCAAAGUUGGAUUAUGAUUGCUUUGGAGACGUUGUAUGUUUUGAAACUACGUUUCGAACCAACAGCAAUCUAGUUUGUAGUCCAAUUUUGGGAGUCAAUCACCAUUGGAAGAAUAUCUCAUUUGGUUGUGCUUUUUUAUUGGACGAGAGUGCUGAUUCAUUUAUUUGGUUGUUUGAAACAUUUUUGGAGUCGAUGGGAAAUAAACAGCCAAAAACCAUUUUCACGGAUGAGGAUAAAGCAAUGGAAAAGGCAAAGGCAAUUGAGACUGUGUUCCCAGAGACACGGCAUCGGUUAUGCAAUUGGCAGAUCUCCAAGAAUGCUACACAACAUCUUGCUAGUCAUUGUGCUGAUCCUGAAUUCAAGAAGCACUUCAACAAAUGCUUUCUUGAUUGUUUUACUGAAGUGGAAUUUCAAAAUUCCUGGGAUGACAUGAUUAAAAUGUUCAACCUUGAAAGCAAUUCGUGGCUGAAGAUGUUGUAUUCACUUCGAGAGAAAUGGUGUCCUGCAUUUAGCCUAGAUACUUUCUCAGCAAAUAUUGGAUCAAGCCAGAGGGGUGAGAACACAAACACUAUUUUCCAUCAAGUUUCUAGAAAAACAGUGGAUCUUGUUAGUUUUGUACAGCAUUAUGAGCAAAAAACAAAAAAGAUGCGAUUCACAGAGUUGGAAGAGGAUUUUCGUUGUAAAAAUGCUAUGCCUCAUGUUAGAGUAAAUAGUGGUAUCUUUAAGCAUGCAGCUACUGAGUACACUGUCAAAAUGUAUUCAUUCUUUGAAAAUGAGCUUAUGAGUAUUUUUGGGGUGAGGAUGGUAGAAGUUGGUAAUGAUGGCAAUCAAUAUAUUUAUGAAGCAAUUGAAGAAGGUCUUCAAAGAGUCUACAUGAUUCAAUACAACUCUACUACGCCCAUGAUUUCUUGUUCAUGUAAGUUAUUUGAAUCCAUGGGGUUGUUGUGCCGUCAUGCCCUAAAAGUACUGGAUUUUAAAAACUAUACAAGCAUACCAACACAAUACAUAGUGAAGAGAUGGACUAAAGGGGCAAAGAAAGGGAUUGUGGUGAGUAAUGAGUUCUGUAUGUCAUCAUAUAGAAAGGCCAAGUCUGCCCAAUCGCUGCGCCUAAGUGAGUUGAUGCAUGAAGGAAAUAAUGUUUUCAGUAUAGGCUCAUUGUGUGAUUCAGGAACGAGGAUUGUCAGACAAAAGUUAGCGGAGACCAUAAAGUUACUAGAAAGUGACGAGGAAACUACCAACAUGCUGGGAAGUUUGAGCAAAGUAGACGACCAAUCUGGUCAUGAUGUGCUUCUUGAUAAUGGAAGUGUGGAAUCCCCCAGUUGUGAUGGCUAAAGGAAAAAUGCUAUAUUGAAAAGUACAUGUUCAGGGUAUUGCUUACUUUUGUUCUGAAAAUUGCACUUCAUUGCGUAAGAUGUUCAGAAAUGAAAGGUGAACUGUCUCAGUAUCAUCUCUGGGGUCAUCUUCGAUAUCAUCAACGGGCAUGAUCCUCCUCUCAGUAUUGCUGAAACCUGGGGUCGCAUUAGGUCAUUUUCAUGAAGUUGGUUUGAGAGGAUUAAGGAGCAGAAGGCACAUGAAGAUAGUGUGGAGGUGGAUGAGGAGGCAGAAGCUUAGACCAAUAUUCAACCAUGUAGGGUCCCAGAAGCAGUUUCUGGUUCUGGGCAUGACUUGGUUUACAGAGCCCAACUUCAAGCAGCAGGCUAAACCAGUAAAUGAUUAUCCACAACACAUGUCCCCUUGAAGUCUAUGAAUUACUAGCUAAGAAGCUUUGCUCUGCAUUAUCAUUUUUUGAUUGUUUUGCUGUAACC
Messenger RNA from Prunus avium (sweet cherry), 2644 nucleotides. Its product is annotated as protein FAR1-RELATED SEQUENCE 5-like. Gene Ontology annotation, molecular function: zinc ion binding. The record is from RefSeq and is a predicted model, not a curated record. Lineage: Eukaryota; Viridiplantae; Streptophyta; Magnoliopsida; Rosales; Rosaceae.